AUGAGUGGCAUAUAUUCAGGGAUACAACAAAGAAUUUCAUCUAAUGUAUCAAAUGCACCAUUCAUUCACUGCUGUGCCCAUAAUUUAAAUUUAGUUAUUUGUGAUGCAGCAGCAUCAACAGAAAUCGCAAACAAUUUUUUCUUAAUUGUUCAAUCAAUUUACAAUUUUUUUAGCACUAGUGCUCCAAGGUGGGCUAAUUUAGCCCUUAAUUCCGCUAAAAAAAUUAGGCAAAAAGUAUUAAAAAAAGUUUGCCCUACACGUUGGGAAGCAAGAUAUGAAUCAGUAUCAGCACUUAAAGAAAGAUAUAUAGAUGUUCUUAAAUCAUUAACUGGCAUUAUUUUAACAAGUGACAAGCUAGGAGAAAGAAAUAUGGCUAAUUCAUUGAAAAAAAAAAUUGAGCAUUUUCAAUUUGUGUUAAUGCUUUGUUUGUGGGAAAGAGUAUUACGGCCAUUUCAUGGGGUUUCAAAACUUUUACAACAACGUAAUAUGGAUCUUCAUAAUGCACGUGAUAGAUUAGCUGAAUCAUUUUCAUCAAUACAAAAUCUUAGAAAUGACUACAUUAAUAUUGUAAAAUAUGCAAAAGACUUAUGUAUAAAAUGGGACAUACCAUUAAAUAGUUCACAAAAGACAACGACUUGCGAAAAAAUUUUUUGA
Aphis gossypii (cotton aphid) is the source of this 654-nucleotide messenger RNA. RefSeq lists its product as uncharacterized. The coding region runs from base 1 to 654 and encodes 217 amino acids. The record is from RefSeq and is a predicted model, not a curated record. The transcript has a single exon. NCBI's taxonomy places the organism in Eukaryota, Metazoa, Arthropoda, Insecta, Hemiptera, Aphididae.